Molecule: messenger RNA, 5824 nt
Organism: Ictidomys tridecemlineatus (thirteen-lined ground squirrel)
Lineage: Eukaryota; Metazoa; Chordata; Mammalia; Rodentia; Sciuridae
Gene: Znf112
Product: zinc finger protein 112
Biological process (GO): regulation of DNA-templated transcription
Cellular component (GO): nucleus
Source: RefSeq, a predicted model, not a curated record
AUAACUUCCGCUGCAGCCGGCUGCGGCCGCGUCCUGCUCCCGUCGGGAAUUCUGGGAAGCGUAGUCCAGACGGGCUCUGCAGGCAGAGGCGCUUCCGGCCCAGGUAUGCGCGGCCGCGGCCUUAGCUGCUCUCAGAAAGGGAUGAAGGGGAAAAAAUGUCACAUCUGUGCUGAAAGAAGUGCUAAAGGAAGUUCUUUAGGCUGAACAGAAAUGAUACCACAUGGAAGCUGAGAAUUUCAGAAAUGAAGAAGGAGCACCAGAAAUAGUAAGGUCUCUGCCUUUCCCUAAAAAAAGGAGGAGAAAAUGACCAAAUUCCAGGAAAUGGUGACGUUCAAGGACGUUGCUGUGGUCUUCAGUGAGGAGGAGCUGGGGCUGCUGGACUGUGCUCAGAGGAAGCUGUACCGAGAUGUGAUGCUGGAGAACUUCAGGAACCUGCUCUCAGUGGCACAUCAGCCCUUCAAACCAGACCUGAUAGCCCAGUUGGAGAGAGAAGAAAAGCUUUUAAUAGUGGAGGCAAAAAUCCAAAGAGAUGGAUAUUCAGGAAGCAUCAGUCAACCCAAGACAGAGAAUGUUCAAGAAGUGGGAUUAAGCUACUUUUCCCCCAAAGAGCUUUCUUCCUGUCAGACUUGGCAAGAAGGUGCAGGCAGGUUAACCAGGGAUCAGGAUUCUAUGAAAAACUUUCAGGACAAGAAUUUCCAGUUGCAAAAACAAGGUGAUCUUCUCUACCAGAUUUGGACAGAAAUGCCAAUUCAGAUUUCUGAAGAUGGGAACUACAUAUUGACUCGUCAUGUAGGGCAUGAUUCAAAUUAUGUAAAAAAUCAAGAAUUUCCAUCUUGGAGAGACCAGCAGUAUUGGAGGAAAAUGUAUCUGACAGAGUCACAUAAUUAUCAGUGUAAAUGUCAACUAAUUUCCACAAGAAAUAAUUCCUGUAGGUGUGACAGUGUCAGAUGGAUCUCACAUCACAAUGAUAAUCUGAAAGUACACAGAAGUGGAAAAGGUGGCAGUUGUCAUGACUGUGGAGAAGAUACCAUGAUGGCAUCAUUAGUUCAUCAGGACUCAGUUCAAACAGGGCAGAAGCUCUGCCCAUGUUCUGAGUAUAGAAAAGCCUUCAGCAGUGACUGCAAUUCUCAAGUUAAUCAGCAGUUUAACUUAGAAGGGAAGCCCUGCACAUAUAGUCCAUGUGGAAAAGGCUCUAGCUAUAGGUCAAUUCUUCAUCUACAUCCAAGUGUUCAGAGGGGAGAUGAAGAUGUUGGUGAGAGUUCACAUCUGCAAUCUCAUGAGAGAGAGUGUACAGAGAAACUAUGCAAAUGUGCUGGAUAUAGAAAGAAUUUUAAUAAUUUCUCUUCUAUAAACACUUUUGAACUUAACCACACAGGAGAAACAUCCGAGAGGCGCAACCUUUAUAAGAAAUCCUUCAGUUAUAGCUUAGAUCUUAAAAGCAUUUUUAGGGUCCAUACUAGGGAGGAACCCCAUGAUUAUGAGGAGAAUGGGAAUAUUUUAAACCAGAGUUCAUGUCUUCAAGCUCAUCAGAAAAUGCAACCUGCAGAGAAACUAUACACAGAUGUGAAAUAUGGGAAAGAUUCCAUUUGUAGUUCAGAGCUUAGCGUUGAACAUAGAGUUCACAUGGAAGAGCAUCCCUAUAAUUCUAAGGAAUGCAGUAAUGACUUCAGUCUGGCUUCACAUCAUCGGGACUUUCAGGUGGUCUACCCUAGGCAACAGCCGUAUAAACACCACUAUGUAUGCAGUAGCAACUUCAGUCACAACUCACAUGUUCAAGGCCAUCAGAAAAUUCACAUUGGAGAAAAACCUUAUAAGGAGUGUGGAAAUGGCUUCAACUGGAGUUCAAAACUCAAAGAUCAUCCGAGAGUCCACACUGGACAAAAGCCGUACAAAUGCAAUGUGUGUGGCAAAGCCUUCAGUCAUAGAUCCGUUCUCAAUGUUCAUCAGAGAGUCCACACAGGAGAAAAACCUUAUAAAUGUGAGGAGUGUGAUAAGGGCUUUAGUCGGAGCUCAUACCUUCAAGCCCAUCAGAGAGUCCACUCUGGAGAAAAACCAUACAAAUGUGAGGAGUGCGGGAAGGGCUUCAGUCGGAACUCCUACCUUCAAGGCCAUCAGAGAGUUCACACUGGAGAGAAGCCAUAUAAGUGUGAGGAGUGUGGGAAGGGCUUCAGUCGGAGUUCACACCUUCAAGGCCACCAGAGAGUUCACACUGGAGAAAAACCAUUCAAAUGUGAGGAGUGUGGGAAGGGGUUCAGUUGGAGUUUUAAUCUUCAAAUUCAUCAGCGGGUUCACACAGGAGAAAAACCCUACAAGUGUGGAGAAUGUGGUAAAGGCUUCAGUAAGGCCUCAACUCUUCUGGCCCACCAGAGAGUCCACACAGGAGAGAAACCAUACCAGUGUGAUGAGUGUGGGAAGAGCUUCAGUCAGAGAUCAUACCUUCAAAGUCAUCAGAGUGUCCACUCUGGAGAGAGACCAUAUAUUUGUGAGUUAUGUGGGAAGGGCUUCAGUCAGAGAGCAUAUCUACAAGGUCAUCAGAGAGUCCACACAAGAGUGAAACCAUAUAAAUGUGAGAUGUGUGGAAAGGGCUUUAGUCAGAGUUCACGCCUUGAAGCACAUCGGAGGGUCCAUACAGGAGGGAAACCAUACAAAUGCGAGAUGUGCACGAAGGGCUUUAGUGAGAGCUCACGCCUUCAAGCACAUCAGAGGAUCCAUACGGAAGGGAGACCCUACAAAUGUGAACAGUGUGGUAAAGGUUUCAUUGCUUCUGCUUCUGGGAAAUGGAGUCCAGGGACUGUGGGCGGGAGGAGGCACUUCCGCUCCCAGAAGGCGAGGUCGGUUCCGCGAUUGCUCUGGGGGAGAACUCUGCAUUUUCCCAGAAGGAAGAGGAGAACAAUGACCAAGAUCCAGGAGGCAGUAACAUUCAAGGACGUGGCUGUGGUCUUCAGUGAGGAGGAGCUGAGGCUGCUGGACUCUGCCCAGAGGAAGCUGUACCGAGAUGUGAUGCUGGAGAACUUCAGGAACCUGCUCUCAGUGGGACAUCAGUCCUUCAAACCAGAUGUGAUAUCCCAGUUGGAGCGAGAGGAAAAGCUCUGGAUGGAGGAGAUCCACACUCACCCAGGAGGCAGGAAUCAAAGCAGGGUGGAGAGUCGUCAUGAAGCAGGAUGGAAGUGCCUUUCCUUGGGAGAGCUUUCAUGCUGGCAAAUCGGGAGACAUGUUGUGAACGGAAUGACUGAAAGUCAAGACUGCGGGAUAGACAGUCAAGGGAGGUGCUGUCAGUUCCCCAAGCAGUGCGGGGUCUCCUGCCACGUGGGAGUGGGAGAGCCCGUCCAGGAAGCUCGGGAGGAUGGCUCUCUUGUGAAUCUCCUUGGGGAUCAUCCCAUUAUUGAAAACCAGGGGUUUCCAACUGGAAGAGCGCAGAGUUCUUGGAGUGAACUGUGUUGCAGUGAGACACAGAACCAUCAGAAAAGUUGUAAACAGAUGAAAAACAGACUGUGUCUGUUUGCCCCCCAUGUUGACGUUUUCAGUUGCAGUUCACACCGCCACAGUGAUGCGGGGCAGGACAGGGCGAAGGCUUCCCCUCUGACUGAGCAUAGCCUUCACCCAGGGCGGAAAACUCAGCAGACGGCUGGACAUGAGGAAGCCUCCGGGCACAGUCCCAGUCCUGGGCGUCAGCAGGUCCUCUUUGGAAAGAAGCCUCUGGCACGGAGCGUUCAUGGGGCCGAGCCCUCGGGUGUUCCUGCACUGCAGACCGUCCACACGGGAAAGAAGCGCUACUGGUGUCAGGAGUGUGGCAAGGGUUUCAGCCAGAGCUCCAACCUGCAGACCCAUCAGCGGGUCCACACUGGGGAGAAGCCCUACACCUGCCCCGAGUGUGGCAAGAGCUUUAACCAGAGCUCACACCUGUACGCCCACUUGCCUACCCACACGGGAGAGAAGCCCUACCGGUGUGAGAGCUGCGGGAAGGGCUUCAGCCGCAGCACGGACCUCAACAUCCACUGCCGCGUCCACACCGGGGAGAAGCCGUACAAGUGUGAGGUGUGCGGGAAGGGCUUCACCCAGAGGUCCCACCUCCAGGCCCACGAGAGGAUCCACACAGGGGAGAAGCCAUAUAAAUGCGGGGACUGCGGGAAGCGCUUCAGCUGUAGCUCCAACCUUCACACCCACCAGCGGGUGCACACGGAGGAAAAGCCGUACAGGUGCGAGCAGUGCGGCAAGUGCUUCAGCCUGAGCUUCAACCUCCACAGCCAUCAGCGCGUCCACACCGGGGAGAAGCCGUACAAAUGCGACGAGUGCGGCAAGGGCUUCAGCUCGGCCUCAAGUUUCCAGAGCCACCAGAGGGUCCACACAGGGGAGAAGCCAUUCCGCUGCAACGUGUGUGGGAAGGGCUUCAGCCAGAGCUCGUAUUUCCAGGCCCACCAGCGGGUGCACACUGGAGAGAAGCCGUACAAGUGCGAGGUGUGUGGGAAGCGCUUCAACUGGAGCCUGAACCUGCACAAUCAUCAGCGCGUCCACACCGGGGAGAAGCCCUAUAAGUGUGAGGAGUGUGGCAAGGGCUUCAGCCAGGCCUCCAACCUUCAGGCCCACCAGAGCGUGCACACUGGGGAAAAGCCCUUCAAGUGCGUGGCGUGCCAGAAGCGGUUCAGCCAGGCCUCGCACCUGCAGGCCCACCAGAGAGUCCACACCGGAGAGAAGCCCUACAAAUGCGACACCUGCGGCAAGGCCUUCAGCCAGAGGUCAAACCUCCAAGUCCACCAGAUAAUCCACACCGGGGAGAAGCCCUUUAAGUGCGAGGAGUGCGGGAAGGAGUUCAGCUGGAGCGCGGGGCUCAGCGCCCACCAGAGGGUGCACACGGGAGAGAAGCCCUACACCUGCCAGCAGUGCGGGAAGGGCUUCAGCCAGGCCUCCCACUUCCACACGCACCAGAGGGUCCACACGGGCGAGAGGCCGUACAUCUGCCACGUCUGCUGCAAGGGCUUCAGCCAGAGGUCGCACCUUGUCUACCACCAGAGGGUCCACGCUGGAGGGAGUCUGUAGAGGAGACAAGGUGGUGUCACCCUCAGGUGGCUCCUUCAGAACAGAAGCUUCGAAGAAUCUUCACAGGAAAGCAGCUCUCUAAAAUGCCAUUUUAAGGAGUCAGGCAAUAAAUUCUUCACAAAUGUCAGAGUUCGCAGAUGAAGAAGCACUUCUAUAGAUAAGAUCAGUGUUUAAACCAGCGUUCCAAAGUGUCACCAUUUGUGACAAAGAAUCUUGAUGUUUGAUAGUCUUCUAGGAAAGAGAUUCAUGAAUGAGGACUAUGGGUAGGACUUUGAUAAAAGAAUGAUGAUUGACAAAAUUUGAUGUCAACUAAAGUGUAACUUCCACAUGGGAAGACCUUCUCCCCAGGUCUCUGCCAUGCAGAGCUGUGGUUGGCUCCAAUAGGAGAAAAAUUUAUUUGAAAAGUGAGUCCCUGUCCUAAAUUCAUACUAAUUUAUAUGCAUAAGGACUCCUAUAAGUAGCCUUAAUAAUAGUUUCCAGAAUUGUUGAAGUGCAGAGCGUUAUUCAAUAUCACCAUCCACAGGACACAUGUAGACAAGCCUCGCGACUGCCCCCUCCGACACCCAGCCUAUUCUUUGUUCAGUGUGUCAGUUUUGUACAGUAUAAAUUUUAGUGACAUUUGUAUUUUAUAGACUAAAAAAUGCUUUUAAUUUAAUCUAACAAGACAUGACAAUUUACAUGAUUGGAAGUGUGGGGCACUAAUUUAUCAAGGUAGAGCUUGACUCUUAACUCCUUGAGUAGUAGUUACUGAUGACAAAAAGUUUCUAAGUAAACUUGAGUUUUUAAUUGG